GGGCUGCUAUUCAUGUCAUUUACUGCGAGAUAUAUGUGGCUUCAGCUGAGAGAGCGUUAAUGUGUACGAGACGAGUGUUUUAACGUUAAAGAGAGUGCAGACCAAAAAGAGAAAAUGAAAACAAUUCAUUUAUAAACGAUAAACGAAUAUGUGCAUGUUAAUUUGUGUCGCUUGUAUAUAAGGAAAUAAUAUACAUAACAACAAAGAAGUAAAUAUGUAAAUGUGCCCUUGCCAAAUACUUAUUGCUCUCGAAUGUGAAAUCAAUUCAAAAUCAAAUACACAAGCCAAGUGAAAGAGAGUGAGAGCGUGAGCAAAAACGAAUAUGUAAAAGAAUGAAACAGCCGGAGGCGAGCCAUUGAUAAAUCCACUGAAAGACAUAUAAAAAAGGACCAGCAUGGAGUGGGUGCGCAAAAUGCGAACACGCAUGGCAACCAAAAGACUGCCAGAGGAUGUCGACGAUGGACUGGAGACGCUCGAGGAGUACAAGCAGCGCUGGCGCUCCGUGCGCAUCAUUUACUUUACAAUGUUUUUGAUGGCGCUGGGCUUUAGCAUCAUAAUCACGGGCAUAUGGCCCUACCUCGUCAAGCUAGAUCCCAAUGCCGGUAAGGAGUUCAUGGGUCUGAUAGUCGCAGCCAAUCCGUUGGGCCAGAUGAUCUUCAGUCCCAUAUUCGGAUGGUGGGGCAACAAGCUGGGCACCAUUCGUCUCCCGCUGCUCAUCUCGCUGGCCCUGUUCACCGUAGCCAGCGGCAUGUACUCCUCCUUGGAGCUGGGUCCGCCCAAUGUCAAGUACUGGAUGCUGGCGUCUAGAUUUCUGAUUGGCGUCAGUUCAGCGAACAUUGCCCUGUGCAGAUCCUAUCUAUCCGCAGCCACGCGUAUCAGCGAACGCACCCAUGCCGUCUCCAUGGUGUCCUUGGCCCAGGUCUUGGGGUUCAUCAUCGGCCCGACCCUCCAAGCGGCUGUCACACCGCUCGGCCCCAUAGGUCAUGUCUGGCUGUGGGGCAAGAUGCACGUUAACAUGUUCACGGGCUCCGGCUGGAUCAACGUGAUCAUGAGUAUGUGCAACUUCAUGAUGUUCCUGCCCGGCGUAUUCGAGGAACACAAAAUUGCCGCUCGAGAGGUUAUGGUCAUGCAGGGUGGCACCUCAGAGCGCGAUACGUGGAAGGGCAUCAAGCCGAGCUACCUCUCCGCCUGGACCCUGAUUGUGGCCUUUUUUGUGCUCGUCUUCAACUUUGUGCUCCUCGAAACCUUGGGCACAUCGUUGACAAUGGAUAUGUGGGCCUGGACGCACGAGCAGGCGCUCUGGAACAUGGGCAUCAUGAUGACAACUGCGGCCAUAGUUUCGCUGGUGACAUUCGUGAUGAUCGAGCCGCUGUGCAAGCUGGUUGCCGAACGUUACGUGCUCAUCUGGGGCGGGUUCUCGCUGAUGGUACUGGGUCGUGUGCUCUUCCUGCCGUGGGGACCCGAUCCGCCCAAAUUGGCCUUGACCUACAAUGCUAGCCUCAAUUUAAGCUUGGACGAUCCCGCCUAUCUGGGCUGCCCACACACGCAGGAGUGGUGCGGUGACAUCCCAGCCGUCUCCCUGACACAGUUCAUAAUUGGCUUUGCCCUCACCUCCGUGGGCUAUCCAAUUGGCGUGACACUCAUUCAGACGAUCUUCUCCAAAGUGCUGGGGCCCCGACCGCAGGGCGUCUGGAUGGGCUGGAUGACGGGCUCGGGCUGUCUGUCGCGUGUCUUGGGUCCCGUCUUUGUUGGCUCCAUUUACACGAGGUUGGGCACCUACUGGACCUUUGGGGUUACAUCGUUUAUGAUGCUCGUCGCAAUGAUUGCGCUGCAGUUCGGCAAUCGAUUGCUCAUCCCGCCUACGUUUGACAAGCCAGCGCCUGUGGAGCUGCAAGAACUGAAUAAACUGAAUGGCGCACAAAUAGAAGACAACUCACCGGAUGAAUCGCUCCUUACCGAUAAGCUCACUGAUCCCACCUAAUCGCUGUUCCAGCUGCCUGUCUUAGCUGUAGUUUAACGUUGCAAUACUGUCUUUAGAAUGUAGUCCUUGAGGAUCCUAGAUUUACAAAUCCUUCCUUCCCCCCACAAAUCAGAGGUAAAAACCAAUAUAUUCGUAUAUUUUUGCAUA
Messenger RNA from Drosophila guanche, 2128 nucleotides. It is a transcript of the gene Cln7, whose product is annotated as major facilitator superfamily domain-containing protein 8. Gene Ontology annotation, molecular function: transmembrane transporter activity. The transcript is spliced from 6 exons. The record is from RefSeq and is a predicted model, not a curated record. Gene Ontology annotation, biological process: transmembrane transport. NCBI's taxonomy places the organism in Eukaryota, Metazoa, Arthropoda, Insecta, Diptera, Drosophilidae. Gene Ontology annotation, cellular component: lysosomal membrane. Bases 395 to 1981 code for a protein of 528 amino acids.